ACUAACCUCAUUAAGCGCUAUCAUCAUGUCCGGUCUUGGUUUGUCGUCUCGACUUGCCUUGAGUGGGGUUAUCCACCCAGUCGCGUGUAUUGCUUUUCAAGGACGCCUCUCUGAUGCCGCUUUUGGUCGUGACGGUACUAGCCGAGCACGUUUCCUCCUCGAAUCUGCUCUAACCGAACUCCUUUCCAUUGUCAUCGAAGGCAGGUGUCCCGACUACAACCUCACUACUCCAUGUGACCGAUGUCUGGAUAUUGAACAAGCUCUAAGCCGAUUUACUGGCUUCAUUGCUCCUCCUCCCCAACUUGUCACCUCUAAAGGAGGCAAAGGCAAAGGUGGCAAAGGCACUAGAUUCCCUUCCGAUUCAGUGCCAGCCAACAGUCACAUUCAAGGUCCCACAACCUCCAGCACUGGUAUCGACAACCCGGUCAAGUCUGAUCCUCAACAUCACUCCUUCUCCUAGUCUACCGCUACCUUUCUGAGCCUACGUACAAUACCAUUCUUUUCCCAUGAUUACCUUUACUACCAUACGAUAGUCUACAGCCACUGGCAUGGAUCUCAGUAGACACCACAUUUAUCCUUCACCUCUCAUCUCAUGUCACCGAUCAUCAUUCACAUCUCAUCCCAUUUCCCUCAUCAUUGAUUCUCACCU
Molecule: messenger RNA, 649 nt
Organism: Perkinsus marinus ATCC 50983
Lineage: Eukaryota; Perkinsozoa; Perkinsida; Perkinsidae
Exons: 1
Coding region: 26-460 (144 amino acids)
Source: RefSeq, a predicted model, not a curated record